Megalops cyprinoides (Indo-Pacific tarpon) is the source of this 9396-nucleotide messenger RNA. Its product is annotated as filaggrin-like. The coding region runs from base 1 to 9396 and encodes 3131 amino acids. The record is from RefSeq and is a predicted model, not a curated record. Lineage: Eukaryota; Metazoa; Chordata; Actinopteri; Elopiformes; Megalopidae. The transcript has 6 exons.
AUGGAAGUGGUUAAAGGGGACGAAAUUGAAUCUGGUAAUACCAACCAGGAAGAUGUAAAUGUGCAUCCUGGUGGUGAGGAUGAAUCCUCACAACAAGGAACUCAUGAUGAAUCAGCAGGAGACCUUCCCUAUGGGGAACAGGAAGGAGAACCUGAAGGGGUGAAACAAGAAGAUAAUGAAUCAGGUAAUAUCAACCAGGAAGAUGUAAAUGUGCAUGAUGGUGGUGAAGAUGAAUCUUCACAACAAGGGACUCAUGAUGAAUCACCAGGAGACCAUCUCUCAGGGGAACAAGAGGGAGAAACCGAAGGAGUAAAAGGGGAAGAAAAUGAAUCAGACAAUACUAACUCGGAAGACGUACAUGUGCAUCCCGGUGGUGAAGAUGAAUCUUCAGAACAUGGGAAUCAGGAUGAAUCACCAGGAGACAGUGCUUCACAGGAACAGGAAGGAGAACCUGAAGGGGUGAAACAAGAAGAUAAUGAAUCUGGUAAUACCAACCAGGAAGAUGUAAAUGUGCAUCCUGGUGGUAGGGAUGAAUCCUCACAACAAGGGACUCAUGAUGAAUCAGCAGGAGACCAUCCCUCUGGGGAACAGGAGGGAGAAACUGAAGGGGUAGAAGGGGAAGAAAAUGAAUCAGGCAGUACUAACCCGGAAGACGUAAAUGUGCAUCCUGGGGAUGAGGAUGAAUCCUCACAACAUGGGUCCCAGGAUGAAUCACCAGCAGACCUUCCCUCUGGGGAACAAGAAGGAGAAACUGAAGCGGUGAAACAAGAAGAUAAUGAAUCUGGUAAUAUCAACCAGGAAGAUGUAAAUGUGCAUCCUGGUGGUGAAGAUGAAUCUUCAGAACAUGAAAAUCAGGAUGAAUCACUAGGAGACCAUCCCUCUGGGGAACAAGAGGGAGAAACCGAAGGAGUGAAAGGGGAAGAAAACGAACCAGGUAAUACCGACCAGGAAAAUGUAAAUGUGCAUCCUGAUGGUGAGAAUGAAUCCUCAGAACAAGGGACUCAUGAUGAAUCGCCAGGAGACCAUCCCUCAGGGGAACAGGAAGGAGAAACUGAAGGAGUGAAAGAGGCAGAUAAUGAAUCUAGUAAUACCAACCAGGAAGAUGUGAAUGUGCAUCCUGGAGAUGAAGAUGAAUCGUCACAACAUGGGACUCAGGAUGAGUCACCAGAAGACCAUCCUUCAGAGGAACAGGAAGGAGAAACUGAUGAUACACAGUCAGAAAAACAAAAGUUUGAAUCUGGAGAUGUAAAAGAACUGUCACAAAAUGACAAUGGGGAUGAACUACAGGCAGAAAAUCCACCAGAGAAGAAUGAACGGGGAACGGAAGAUGCUGAAACAAAGUAUCCAACACCUGAUAAUGAAAGCCCAGAGAAAGUACAUGGAUAUUCAGAAAGUGCCGAAGACAGCUCACUCCAUGAAAAUGAGAAUGAACUUGCAACUGAGUGUCCAACCGGAGAGAACGAAGUGGAAAGUGAUGAUUUAGAAAGGGGGAACCAAGGACCUGGUGAGGAGGAAGCCUCACAACAUGAAAAUAAAAAUGAAGCACCAGAAGACCAUCCCUCAGAGGAACAAGAAGGAGAAACGGAAGUGGUUAAAGGGGAUGAAAUUGGAUCUGGUAAUACCAACCAGGAAGAUGUAAAUGUGCAUCCUGGUCAUGAAGAUGAAUUUUCACAACAUGAAAAUCAGGAUGAAUCAGCAGGAGACCAUCCUUCAGAGGAACAGGAAAGAGAAGCUGAAGAAGUGAAAGAAAAAGAAAAUGGAUUAGGUAAUACCAACCAGGAAGAUGUAAAUGUGCAUCCUGGUGGUGAGGAUGAAUCCUCACAACAAGGGACUCAGGAUGAAUCACCAAGAGACCUUCACUCUGGUGAACAGGAGGGAGAAACUGAAGCGGUGAAACAAGAAGAUAAUGAAUCUGGUAAUAUCAACCAGGAAGAUGUAAAUGUGCAUCCUGGUGGUGAAGAUGAAUCUUCAGAACAUGACAAUCAGGAUGAAUCACUAGGAGACCAUCCCUCUGGGGAACAAGAGGGAGAAACCAAAGGAGUGAAAGGGGAAGAAAAUGAACCAGAUGAAUCCUCACAACAAGGGACUCAUGAUGAAUCACCAGUAGACCAUCCCUCAGGGGAACAGGAGGGAGAAACUGAAGGGGUAGAAGGGGAAGAAAAUGAAUCAGGCAGUACUAACCCGGAAGACGUAAAUGUGCAUCCUGGGGAUGAGGAUGAAUCCUCACAACAUGGGUCCCAGGAUGAAUCACCAGCAGACCUUCCCUCUGGGGAACAAGAGGGAGAAACUGAAGCGGUGAAACAAGAAGAUAAUGAAUCUGGUAAUAUCAACCAGGAAGAUGUAAAUGUGCAUCCUGGUGGUGAAGAUGAAUCUUCAGAACAUGAAAAUCAGGAUGAAUCACUAGGAGACCAUCCCUCUGGGGAACAAGAAGGAGAAACCGAAGGAGUGAAAGGGGAAGAAAACGAACCAGGUAAUACCAACCAGGAAAAUGUAAAUGUGCAUCCUGAUGGUGAGAAUGAAUCCUCAGAACAAGAGACUCAUGAUGAAUCGCCAGGAGACCAUCCCUCAGGGGAACAGGAAGGAGAAACUGAAGGAGUGAAACAAGAAGAUAAUGAAUCUGGUAAUAUCAACCAGGAAGAUGUAAAUGUGCAUCCUGGUGGUGAAGAUGAAUCUUCAGAACAUGACAAUCAGGAUGAAUCACUAGGAGACCAUUCCUCUGGGGAACAAGAGGGAGAAACCGAAGGAGUGAAAGGGGAAGAAAACGAACCAGGUAAUACCGACCAGGAAAAUGUAAAUGUGCAUCCUGGUGGUGAGAAUGAAUCCUCAGAACAAGUGACUCAUGAUGAAUCGCCAGGAGACCAUCCUUCAGAGGAACAGGAAGGAGAAACUGAUGAUACACAGUCAGAAAAACAAAAGUUUGAAUCUGGAGAUGUAAAAGAACCGUCACAAAAUGACAAUGGGGAUGAACUACAGGCAGAAAAUCCACCAGAGAAGAAUGAAGGGGGAACGGAAGAUGCUGAAACAAAGUAUCCAACACCUGAUAAUGAAAGCCCAGAGAAAGUACAUGGAGAUUCAGAAAGUGCCGAAGAUAGCUCACUCCAUGAAAAUGAGAAUGAACUUGCAACUGAGUGUCCAACCGGAGAGAACGAAGUGGAAAGUGAUGAUUUAGAAAGGGGGAACCAAGGACCUGGAGACCAUCCCUCUGGGGAACAGGGAGGAGAAACUGAAGGAGUGAAAGAAAAAGAUAUUGAAUCAGGUAAUUCCAACCAGGAAGAUGUAAAUGUGCAUCCUGGUGGUGAAGAUGAAUCUUCAGAACAUGAAAAUCAGGAUGAAUCACCAGGAGACCAUCCCUCAGGGAAACAGGAAGGAGAGCCUGAAGGGGUGAAAGGGGAAGAAAGUGAAUCUGGUGAUACCAACCAGGAAGAUGUAAAUGUGCAUCCUGGUGGUGAAGGUGAAUCUUCAGAACAUGAAAAUCAGGAUGAAUCACCAGGAGACCAUCCCUCAGGGAAACAGGAAGGAGAGCCUGAAGGGGUGAAAGGGGAAGAAAGUGAAUCUGGUGAUACCAACCAGGAAGAUGUAAAUGUGCAUCCUGGUGGUGAAGGUGAAUCUUCAGAAGAUGAAAAUCAGGAUGAAUCACAAGGAGACGAUCCCUCUGGGGAACAGGAAGGAGAAACUGAAGGGGUGACAGGGGAAGAAAGUGAAUCUGGUGAUACCAACCAGAAAGGUGUAAAUGUGCAUCCUGGGAGAGAGGAUGAAUACUCACCACAUGGGAAUCAGAAUGAAUCACCAGGAGACAGUGCUUCACAGGAACAGGGAGGAGAAACUGAAGGAGUGAAAGAGAAAGAUAUUGAAUCAGGUAAUACCAACCAGGAAGAUGUAAAUGUGCAUCCUGGUGGUGAGGGUGAAUCUUCAGAACAUGAAAAUCAGGAUGAAUCACCAGGAGGCCAUCCCUCAGGGGAACAAGAGGGAGAAAUCAAAGGAGUGAAAGGGGAAGAAAGUGAAUCUGGUGAUACCAACCAGGAAGAUGUAAAUGUGCAUCCUGGUGGUGAGAAUGAAUCCUCACAACAAGGGACUCAUGAUGAAUCACCAGUAGACCAUCCCUCAGGGGAACAGGAGGGAGAAACUGAAGGGGUAGAAGGGGAAGAAAAUGAAUCAGGCAGUACUAACCCGGAAGACGUAAAUGUGCAUCCUGGGGAUGAGGAUGAAUCCUCACAACAUGGGUCCCAGGAUGAAUCACCAGCAGACCUUCCCUCUGGGGAACAAGAGGGAGAAACUGAAGCGGUGAAACAAGAAGAUAAUGAAUCUGGUAAUAUCAACCAGGAAGAUGUAAAUGUGCAUCCUGGUGGUGAAGAUGAAUCUUCAGAACAUGAAAAUCAGGAUGAAUCACUAGGAGACCAUCCCUCUGGGGAACAAGAGGGAGAAACCGAAGGAGUGAAAGGGGAAGAAAACGAACCAGGUAAUACCGACCAGGAAAAUGUAAAUGUGCAUCCUGAUGGUGAGAAUGAAUCCUCAGAACAAGAGACUCAUGAUGAAUCGCCAGGAGACCAUCCCUCAGGGGAACAGGAAGGAGAAACUGAAGGAGUGAAACAAGAAGAUAAUGAAUCUGGUAAUAUCAACCAGGAAGAUGUAAAUGUGCAUCCUGGUGGUGAAGAUGAAUCUUCAGAACAUGAAAAUCAGGAUGAAUCACUAGGAGACCAUUCCUCUGGGGAACAAGAGGGAGAAACCGAAGGAGUGAAAGGGGAAGAAAACGAACCAGGUAAUACCGACCAGGAAAAUGUAAAUGUGCAUCCUGGUGGUGAGAAUGAAUCCUCAGAACAAGGGACUCAUGAUGAAUCACCAAUAGACCAUCCCUCAGGGGAACAGGAGGGAGAAACUGAAGGGGUAGAAGGGGAAGAAAAUGAAUCAGGCAGUACUAACCCGGAAGACGUAAAUGUGCAUCCUGGGGAUGAGGAUGAAUCCUCACAACAUGGGUCCCAGGAUGAAUCACCAGCAGACCUUCCCUCUGGGGAACAAGAGGGAGAAACUGAAGCGGUGAAACAAGAAGAUAAUGAAUCUGGUAAUAUCAACCAGGAAGAUGUAAAUGUGCAUCCUGGUGGUGAAGAUGAAUCUUCAGAACAUGAAAAUCAGGAUGAAUCACUAGGAGACCAUCCCUCUGGGGAACAAGAAGGAGAAACCGAAGGAGUGAAAGGGGAAGAAAACGAACCAGGUAAUACCAACCAGGAAAAUGUAAAUGUGCAUCCUGAUGGUGAGAAUGAAUCCUCAGAACAAGAGACUCAUGAUGAAUCGCCAGGAGACCAUCCCUCAGGGGAACAGGAAGGAGAAACUGAAGGAGUGAAACAAGAAGAUAAUGAAUCUGGUAAUAUCAACCAGGAAGAUGUAAAUGUGCAUCCUGGUGGUGAAGAUGAAUCUUCAGAACAUGAAAAUCAGGAUGAAUCACUAGGAGACCAUUCCUCUGGGGAACAAGAGGGAGAAACCGAAGGAGUGAAAGGGGAAGAAAACGAACCAGGUAAUACCGACCAGGAAAAUGUAAAUGUGCAUCCUGAUGGUGAGAAUGAAUCCUCAGAACAAGAGACUCAUGAUGAAUCGCCAGGAGACCAUCCCUCAGGGGAACAGGAAGGAGAAACUGAAGGGGUGAAAGAGGCAGAUAAUGAAUCUGGUAAUACCAACCAGGAAGAUGUGAAUGUGCAUCCUGGAGAUGAAGAUGAAUCGUCGCAACAUGGGACUCAGGAUGAGUCACCAGGAGACCAUCCUUCAGAGGAACAGGAAGGAGAAACUGAAGGAGUGAAAGGGGAAGAAAGUGAAUCUGGUGAUACCAACCAGGAAGAUGUAAAUGUGCAUCCUGGUGGUGAAGAUGAAUCCUCACAACAAGGGACUCAUGAUGAAUCACCAAUAGACCAUCCCUCAGGGGAACAGGAGGGAGAAACUGAAGGGGUAGAAGGGGAAGAAAAUGAAUCAGGCAGUACUAACCCGGAAGACGUAAAUGUGCAUCCUGGGGAUGAGGAUGAAUCCUCACAACAUGGGUCCCAGGAUGAAUCACCAGCAGACCUUCCCUCUGGGGAACAAGAGGGAGAAACUGAAGCGGUGAAACAAGAAGAUAAUGAAUCUGGUAAUAUCAACCAGGAAGAUGUAAAUGUGCAUCCUGGUGGUGAAGAUGAAUCUUCAGAACAUGAAAAUCAGGAUGAAUCACUAGGAGACCAUCCCUCUGGGGAACAAGAAGGAGAAACCGAAGGAGUGAAAGGGGAAGAAAACGAACCAGGUAAUACCAACCAGGAAAAUGUAAAUGUGCAUCCUGAUGGUGAGAAUGAAUCCUCAGAACAAGAGACUCAUGAUGAAUCGCCAGGAGACCAUCCCUCAGGGGAACAGGAAGGAGAAACUGAAGGAGUGAAACAAGAAGAUAAUGAAUCUGGUAAUAUCAACCAGGAAGAUGUAAAUGUGCAUCCUGGUGGUGAAGAUGAAUCUUCAGAACAUGAAAAUCAGGAUGAAUCACUAGGAGACCAUUCCUCUGGGGAACAAGAGGGAGAAACCGAAGGAGUGAAAGGGGAAGAAAACGAACCAGGUAAUACCGACCAGGAAAAUGUAAAUGUGCAUCCUGGUGGUGAGAAUGAAUCCUCAGAACAAGGGACUCAUGAUGAAUCGCCAGGAGACCAUCCCUCAGGGGAACAGGAAGGAGAAACUGAAGGGGUGAAAGAGGCAGAUAAUGAAUCUGGUAAUACCAACCAGGAAGAUGUGAAUGUGCAUCCUGGAGAUGAAGAUGAAUCGUCGCAACAUGGGACUCAGGAUGAGUCACCAGGAGACCAUCCUUCAGAGGAACAGGAAGGAGAAACUGAAGGAGUGAAAGGGGAAGAAAGUGAAUCUGGUGAUACCAACCAGGAAGAUGUAAAUGUGCAUCCUGGUGGUGAAGAUGAAUCCUCACAACAAGGGACUCAUGAUGAAUCACCAAUAGACCAUCCCUCAGGGGAACAGGAGGGAGAAACUGAAGGGGUAGAAGGGGAAGAAAAUGAAUCAGGCAGUACUAACCCGGAAGACGUAAAUGUGCAUCCUGGGGAUGAGGAUGAAUCCUCACAACAUGGGUCCCAGGAUGAAUCACCAGCAGACCUUCCCUCUGGGGAACAAGAGGGAGAAACUGAAGCGGUGAAACAAGAAGAUAAUGAAUCUGGUAAUAUCAACCAGGAAGAUGUAAAUGUGCAUCCUGGUGGUGAAGAUGAAUCUUCAGAACAUGAAAAUCAGGAUGAAUCACUAGGAGACCAUCCCUCUGGGGAACAAGAAGGAGAAACCGAAGGAGUGAAAGGGGAAGAAAACGAACCAGGUAAUACCAACCAGGAAAAUGUAAAUGUGCAUCCUGAUGGUGAGAAUGAAUCCUCAGAACAAGAGACUCAUGAUGAAUCGCCAGGAGACCAUCCCUCAGGGGAACAGGAAGGAGAAACUGAAGGAGUGAAACAAGAAGAUAAUGAAUCUGGUAAUAUCAACCAGGAAGAUGUAAAUGUGCAUCCUGGUGGUGAAGAUGAAUCUUCAGAACAUGAAAAUCAGGAUGAAUCACUAGGAGACCAUUCCUCUGGGGAACAAGAGGGAGAAACCGAAGGAGUGAAAGGGGAAGAAAACGAACCAGGUAAUACCGACCAGGAAAAUGUAAAUGUGCAUCCUGGUGGUGAGAAUGAAUCCUCAGAACAAGGGACUCAUGAUGAAUCGCCAGGAGACCAUCCCUCAGGGGAACAGGAAGGAGAAACUGAAGGGGUGAAAGAGGCAGAUAAUGAAUCUGGUAAUACCAACCAGGAAGAUGUGAAUGUGCAUCCUGGAGAUGAAGAUGAAUCGUCGCAACAUGGGACUCAGGAUGAGUCACCAGGAGACCAUCCUUCAGAGGAACAGGAAGGAGAAACUGAUGAUACACAGUCAGAAAAACAAAAGUUUGAAUCUGGAGAUGUAAAAGAACCGUCACAAAAUGACAAUGGGGAUGAACUACAGGCAGAAAAUCCACCAGAGAAGAAUGAAGGGGGAACGGAAGAUGCUGAAACAAAGUAUCCAACACCUGAUAAUGAAAGCCCAGAGAAAGUACAUGGAGAUUCAGAAAGUGCCGAAGAUAGCUCACUCCAUGAAAAUGAGAAUGAACUUGCAACUGAGUGUCCAACCGGAGAGGACGAAGUGGAAAGUGAUGAUUUAGAAAGGGGGAACCAAGGACCUGGAGACCAUCCCUCUGGGGAACAGGGAGGAGAAACUGAAGGAGUGAAAGAGACAGAUAUUGAAUCAGGUAAUUCCAACCAGGAAGAUGUAAAUGUGCAUCCUGGUGGUGAAGAUGAAUCUUCAGAACAUGAAAAUCAGGAUGAAUCACCAGGAGACCAUCCCUCAGGGAAACAGGAAGGAGAGCCUGAAGGGGUGAAAGGGGAAGAAAGUGAAUCAGGUAAUUCCAACCAGGAAGAUGUAAAUGUGCAUGAUGCUGGCGAAGAUGGAUCUUCAGAACAUGAAAAUCAGGAUGAAUCACUAGGAGACCAUCCCUCUGGGGAACAGGAGGCAGAAACUGAAGGGGUGACAGGGGAAGAAAGUGAAUCUGGUGAUACCAACCAGAAAGAUGUAAAUGUGCAUCCUGGCGAAGAGGAUGAAUACUCACCACAUGGGAAUCAGAAUGAAUCACCAGGAGACAGUGCUUCACAGGAACAGGGAGGAGAAACUGAAGGAGUGAAAGAGAAAGAUAUUGAAUCAGGUAAUACCAACCAGGAAGAUGUAAAUGUGCAUCCUGGUGGUGAAGGUGAAUCUUCAGAACAUGAAAAUCAGGAUGAAUCACCAGGAGACCAUUCCUCAGGGGAACAAGAAGGAGUAAGUGAAGGAGUGAAAGGGGAAGAAAAUGAAUCAGGUAAUACCAACCAGGAAGAUGUAAAUGUGCAUGAUGCUGGCGAAGAUGGAUCUUCAGAACAUGAAAAUCAGGAUGAAUCACCAGGAGACCAUCCCUCAGGGGAACAGGGAGGAGAAACUGAAGGAGUGAAAGAGGAAGAUAAUGAAUCUGGUAAUACUAACCAGGAAGAUGUAAAUGUGCAUCCUGGUGGUGAAGAUGAAUCUUCAGAACAUGAAAAUCAGGAUGAAUCACCAGGAGACCAUCCCUCAGGGGAACAAGAGGGAGAAACUGAAGGAGUGAAAGGGGAAGAAAAUGAAUCAGGUAAUACCAACCAGGAAGUUGUAAAUGUGCAUCCUGGUGGCGAAGAUGAAACCUCACAACAUGGGACUCAUGAUGAAUCACCAGGAGACCAUUCCUCAGGGAAACAGGAAGAAGAGCCUGAAGGAGUGAAAGGGGAAGAAAAUGAAUCAGGUAAUACCAACCAGGAAGAUGUGAAUCCUCACAACAAGGGACUCAUGAUGAAUCACCAGGAGACCAUCCCUCUGGGGAACAGGAAGGAGAACCAGAAGGAGUAA